AUGCCAAGACCUUUAAGGAAUAGCUACGGCAGCGCUAAGCCUCCUUAUUCCUACAUAUCUCUGACUGCAAUGGCCAUACAGAGCUCUCCACAGAAGAUGCUCUCGCUCAGCGAAAUUUACCAGUUUAUUAUGGAUCAUUUUCCCUUCUACAGGGAGAACACGCAGCGUUGGCAGAACUCUCUGAGGCACAACUUGAGCUUCAAUGACUGCUUUCUGAAAAUACCCAGGAGACCCGAUCAGCCUGGUAAGGGAAGCCUCUGGGCUCUUCAUCCAGACUGCGGAGCCAUGUUCGAAAAUGGCAGCUUCUUGCGUCGGCGAAAACGCUUUAAGUCAGAGAAGGAGAGGAGUACAAAGAUGGUGAAACUCAUCACUCAUGAGAGCAAGGACGAGGUGAAAGACGACAAUCCUGUGCGCUGCAUCUCACCACUUGAUACUACUCCAUCAGGUUUCAAGCACCCGUUCAACAUAGAAAACCUAAUAGCGUCGGACAUGAAGAGCGUCCAGUCCUGUCAGACCAUGACUGCCUCAAUUCCCUCUCUACCAACCUGUCCUUCGUGUAUGAACCCUCAUUCCAGCUCAGCUCUGCCGCCGGGGUAUCAAGGAAACCUCUGGCCCCCUGUUCCUUCGUAUUUCGCCAAACCAUGCGCCCAUCAUGAACAAUUAAAAGAGUACGAAAUUGCAAGACUGGGGCAGCAUUUUUAUCACGCUGGAGACCUUGCGCCCUUUUACACAACAGUUCCAGUAACAAGUGCAGUCCUCCCGCAAAGCAUGUUUCGGUGA
Molecule: messenger RNA, 780 nt
Organism: Porites evermanni
Lineage: Eukaryota; Metazoa; Cnidaria; Anthozoa; Scleractinia; Poritidae
Source: the annotation of a GenBank genome assembly